UGUUAGUCUUGCAUCAUAGGUAAAGAAGUUAUUAUACUUUUACCGAGGAGACACACUGAACAAAGAAUAUUUCCAAGUUUCCAAUACUCUAGAAAAGAAUAAUACUGUCUUAAUCAAAGUAAAACCUACACUAAUCUUCGAAUUUUUCUUAAAAUAUUAUAAAGCAUUUGUCUUGUAAUUCCGAAAAAGAAAGGACACCAAAACAGAAAAUAAAAUCGAGAAACCGUGACUAUAUAUCCAAAUCUUUGAUGCCUUUUUCAAAUUGAAGUUUCUUUUGUCUGAAGUAAUAAAUUGAUGCUUUCCUUCACAAACCUAAAACUCUCAAAUGUUCUAUGCAUGUGGAGAAACUAAAAAUUUAAGAACCAAUUCCUAACACAGAGAUCAACCAAUGCAAUAAAAAUCCAAUUUUAUUAUCAUUUUGACUCAUAGGAAGAAAAAUGGCUUCAACAUUUCUUCUAGGCCAUACUCAGAAACUCACACUUCCUUUUUCUAAUUUCACUUCCACACAUAAACCAACUCUUAGAUCUCAAAGUCAAAACCCUUAUAUUGGCUUCCCCUCCAAUGGCGGUCGAAGCGGCUGUUUGUUCAUCAGAUCACCAAUCACGGUCGCCAAAUCAAACAGCAAAAGUGAUUAUCACGAUGAUAAAAAGCUCUUUACGCCAUUAAAAAUGGCAGCAGGAGCAUCCCUAGCACUAGCUUGUGCCUUAAGUAUCUUCGGGUUUAAGAUAAAGAAUAUGAGCUACACUGCUGCCGCAGCUGCCAAUCCAAGCGCCGCCGACAUGAUCAUAUCCGGGAAGCCGACUUCAGCCGUAUCCGCUACUUCCGGUAUGUAUCCUUUGCCAGCUAAGUUUGCAUUGCGGUCUCUCUUUGAAGUAAGCUCAAUGCUUGCUUCGGCUAAACCCAUUCCUUCUCAAAGGCCAUUUAAUCUUCACAAGCUCCCUUCUUUGCCUUCAAAGGAAGAUAUUGAUUCCAUUAAGAUGGAGGCGGUACGGAAGAUGAAGGAAGGAAAAUGUGAGGAGGCGGUGCAGCUCCUUCGUGACGCAAACAUGCGAUACAAAAACGAGCCUGAGGCCGACUUCAACGUGCAGAUGGCUCUCGUUGAGAUUUUAAUAUUGCUGGAAAGGUAUCAAGAAGCUGCUGAGUAUAGUUGUCUAAAUGACGAGAAUGCCCAGAUUUCUGAUGUUCGGAUCCCUCUUUAUAAGGCAAUUAUAUACACGAUGCUAGACAAAGAUACUGAAGCCAAGCAGUGUUGGAAAGAGUUCAGAAAAUCUAUUGGUGAAGGAUUUGACCCUUUCAGCUUCGAAGAAUAAUUAAUACUUGUAGAUCGAUCUAUUACCUAAAAAUUAUUGUCAUCCCUAAAACAUUUUUACCACCAGCAACUAGUGGUGAAUAAAUUAAAAAAUGUUCGAAUGUUAGAAAAAACUUCAAUCAUUCCUACGGAUAUUCUUCCAUUGUUGCACUCGCUCACGUUGAAUUUGAUUUUAUGCAAUAUCUUAAGUGACUAGUCACAUGAAUAUUGUUCUAUGUUUUUUUUUUU
Molecule: messenger RNA, 1537 nt
Organism: Arabidopsis lyrata subsp. lyrata
Lineage: Eukaryota; Viridiplantae; Streptophyta; Magnoliopsida; Brassicales; Brassicaceae
Exons: 4
Coding region: 438-1310 (290 amino acids)
Molecular function (GO): protein binding
Source: RefSeq, a predicted model, not a curated record